This is a messenger RNA of Ipomoea nil (Japanese morning glory), 1153 nucleotides long. RefSeq names its product dnaJ homolog subfamily B member 4. NCBI's taxonomy places the organism in Eukaryota, Viridiplantae, Streptophyta, Magnoliopsida, Solanales, Convolvulaceae. The record is from RefSeq and is a predicted model, not a curated record. Bases 68 to 1003 code for a protein of 311 amino acids. Gene Ontology annotation, cellular component: cytosol. The transcript is spliced from 3 exons. Gene Ontology annotation, molecular function: protein-folding chaperone binding.
AUUCAAAUUAAACCGGCAUCUAGAAUACCUACAUGUAAAUAAAGAAAGAGAGAGAGAGAGAGAGAAAAUGGGAAUGGAUUAUUACAGUGUGUUGAUGGUGGAGAAGACAGCGACGGAUGAAGACUUGAAGAAGGCUUACAGAAAGGUGGCAAUGAAAUGGCAUCCCGACAAGAACCCCACCAACAAGCUCGAAGCUGAAGCCAUGUUCAAGCAGAUCUCCGAGGCCUAUGAAGUAUUGAGUAAUCCACAGAGAAGGCAAGUGUAUGAUCAACAUGGUGAAGAAGGGCUAAAACACAUGCCGUCAGCGGGUUGCUCAAACGGAUUGUUCAACCCUCGAAACGCAGAGGAUAUAUUUGCAGAGUUUUUCGGAAGUAGCCCUUUCGGAUUCCGAGCAGCAGGAAGUGAUGGGAAUGGUGGCAGCAUUCCAAAGAAACCCCCUCCUGUUGAGAGCAAAUUGCCUUGCACCCUUGAAGAGCUCUACUCUGGUUCAACUAGGAAGAUGAAGAUAUCAAGAACUGUUGUUGAUGCCCAUGGAAGAAUAGUACAAGAAUCAGAGAUAUUAAGCAUUGACGUAAAGCCAGGGUGGAAGAAAGGCACAAAGAUCACAUUUCUAGACAAAGGGAACGAGCAGCCCAGCCAGCUUCCCGCGGAUCUGGUUUUCAUCAUCGACGAGAAGCCCCACCAAGUCUACAACAGAGAUGGAAACGAUCUGAUGAUGAAUUACACGGUGACGCUAGCGGAGGCCAUCGGAGGGACAACCUUAAACCUAACAACCUUGGAUGGUCGGAGCUUGUCCAUAGCAGUGACUCAGAUGGUGAAGCCUGGGUAUGAGUUUGUGGUUGAAGGAGAAGGGAUGCCCAUCGCUAGGGAGCCUGCAGGGAGUAGAGGCGAUUUGAAGAUCAAAUUUGAAGUUACAUUUCCCACCCAAUUAACCCCACAACACCGAACUGCACUCAAGCAAGCUUUAGGAGGAGAAGGAGGAGGAGCAUCAGCUGAAUGCUGAAUCAAUAGAGUUAAUGUCAUAUCAGGUCUUUCGAGCAUAGGGGUUUAAUUCUAGACUUGACUUUACUUUUAUCUGUAAUUCAUUCGGUAACAAUUUAAAAAUCGAAAGACCAAUGACACUAAGUUACUCCCUUAAGUGGGAGGGAGCCUC